Ctenocephalides felis (cat flea) is the source of this 1001-nucleotide messenger RNA. RefSeq names its product lymphokine-activated killer T-cell-originated protein kinase-like. Lineage: Eukaryota; Metazoa; Arthropoda; Insecta; Siphonaptera; Pulicidae. The record is from RefSeq and is a predicted model, not a curated record. Gene Ontology annotation, biological process: protein phosphorylation. Gene Ontology annotation, molecular function: ATP binding; protein kinase activity.
CUGUUAGCCACUGUUAGUCUUCAAUUUUCUUAAUUUUAUCAUGGAUAACUUUAAUACACCUGUAAAACAAAAAGUAAAUAAUGUAUUGAAUGUACCUGCAUCACCCCUUUUGCAGCAUUUAGGUUACGGGACAGGAGUUCAAGUUUAUCGCUUUAAUCGUUCCCCACAAGCUGGUAAAAUAAAUUCGCCUUGGGCACUAAAAUACUUAACUAAAAGGAAACUUAAACAAUCUGAUUGUUUAAGCAUUGAGCAUCGACUCAAUGAAGAAGCUAACAUUUUGAAGAAAUUAGAUCACCCAAACAUUGUUGGAUUUCGAGCCUAUACAAGUCUACCAGAUGGGAGAAAGGUUUUGGCCAUGGAAGAUUGUACAGUAUCACUAGGUGAUCUGAUAGAAACUCGUCUUGAAAAUGAGGGUACUCCUUUUGAGGCAGUAAAGAUACUCAAAAUGAUUGUUGAUAUGGCUAGUGCUUUAGACUACUUACAUACUAAAGCACAUUUAUUACAUGGUGAUGUUAAAUCUCAUAACAUUUUGAUCAAAGGGGAUUUUGAUAUAUGUAAAUUAUGUGAUUUCGGAGUCAGUUUACAACUUGAUCAAAAUGGCAGUGUUUUACCCAAUAACUUUUACAAAGGUACAGAGCUAUGGUCAGCACCUGAAACUAUGGAUGAAGGUAAAAUAACAAAUAAAGCUGACCUAUUUUCCUUAGGCCUUAAAUGGGAAAUGUUAUCUCUAACACCUCCACAUGUACCUGUUUGUGAUGAAUCAAAUUUAAGUUCCGUGAAUGAAAGCAUCGAUGAAAUAGAGACAUUAGGAACUAGGCCCGAUCUGCCAAAUAUAGAAUUCUCUGAAGACUAUAAUCCAGUACUCGAAUGUUUUUAUAUAUUAACUGAAGAAAAUCCCAUCAACCGACCAUCUGCUUCCUUGCUUAUUGAGUUGUUAAAACAAUUUAAACUUUAAAUUUAAUUGAAAUUGAUAAAUAGAUUAGUGUAAAUCAAAUAUUUGA